Molecule: messenger RNA, 624 nt
Organism: Durusdinium trenchii
Lineage: Eukaryota; Dinophyceae; Suessiales; Symbiodiniaceae
Source: the annotation of a GenBank genome assembly
AUGACAUCCACGAGCUCUACGGCAAUGGGCACACAGACAGAGAAGGAGCCAGAAACUGAUCUCAAGAUCUUGAUGUCCGAAAACCUCCGGCUUCAGGAUAUCGUCCGAGAUCAAGAAGCUGAACUAUUUGACCUACAGGCUCAAUGCUCUGCCCAAGAGGAAGAGAUCGAGCAGCUGAUUGACACCAAGCGCUACAUGCAGUGUGAGCUGCGAGAAGUUGAAAGUGAGUUCAGAAAAGCAAGAAACAAUUGGAUCGAUGUGCACAACCGCCUGGCAGCAGUCCAAGAUGAUCUUGCUCGAGAAUGGCUGCCCCGGACGCUCUUCACCACCAAGAGCGGAAAGUCCUUUCACACGAACCCUGAGUGCCAAGCUUUGUCUUCAGCAGACCACUCGCAAAUGAAGCAGUGGGAUUGCUGUGCUUACUGCGGCCAAAAGGCCCUUGAGAGGCCCGAGCCUGUGGAAGCAAAGAAGUGGCAUGAAGGAGGACAAUGUACAUCACCCGGUGGGCCAUGGAGUCCACAAGCUGCUGAUACACUUCGAGUCCUUUUUGGGAACGCAGUGCCGUCAGGUGAGGAGCUGGCGGCCAGGCUUCAAGCAGCUGUGCCAGAGAGCUACGAGGACUGA